Clonostachys rhizophaga is the source of this 1398-nucleotide messenger RNA. The record is from the annotation of a GenBank genome assembly. Lineage: Eukaryota; Fungi; Ascomycota; Sordariomycetes; Hypocreales; Bionectriaceae.
AUGGCUUCAGAUGUCGAUCAGCAAGCAUGGGAGUGUCGUGAUAAGGAUGACCAGGCCAGAACAGGCUACAAUAGUCCACUGCGCAGCACCAACAGGCUUCUAGCGGAAGAAAAUAUGAGAUUGAAAAAGCUCCUGCGAGAAAAUGGAAUUGCAUGGUCGCCUGUAGCGCAAGCACAUCUAAACAGCUCUCGCUCAACGAAGCGGCACACCCGAUCCUCUAUGACAUCAAAAGAUCUCGGGCGUCCGCAGUUCCCGAUGGAGAUCAUUCUAAAGAUACUGAAAUUCGCUUUGACAAGCCAAUAUCCGAUUAUUGAUCCUCUUUCAUUCCUCACAUCAGCCAACCUGACCGACAAGGAAAAAUCGCGCGGCAAUCAAGUCGCCAUUCACUUCUUGGCCACCUGCAAAGCUUUGCGGGUCGAGGGCCUGCGAAUCUUUUGGACAUCCAAUGACUUCGUUUUCACAACGCCCCAAGCCGUGCGCCAAUUUGCCGAGCUUGACUCUCGGUACAGAACACCAAUCACUCAUGUCACAUUUCGCGUUAUUGCCAAGUACUAUGAUGAUAACCCAAAUCGCAAGCACUCGCUAGAGAGCACAUACCACCACUCCAUGUCGAGACAGAGCAAGCUCAAAGUCCAUGUACGGCCUAGAGAAACCCCUCUCGUCCGGGGUGGCCUGCGAUCAUACGCAUGGACGCAAAUCGUGGAUUUCUUACAUGGCCUACGUGCACCCUACGAUCCUAAGAUGCACCAUAAAGAAGUACCAAGACCCAAGUUGCUCCCAAGCCUUAGCUCUCUGCGACUUGACCUUGUCAACUUUUCAGACAGUCUCCUCCCCUUCUCUGGCUCCGAAUUUCACGAUGCCACAUCUCAUGAGUUCGGCUGUUCCUUGAACGAGAUUCAGAUCACCGGUAUGCCGGCGGCCGCGUCUGGACUAAAAGCCGCAGCCGAGCUUAGCGGUCUACUCAAAGAUGAGGGGCUUUAUCUUGAGGGCGAUGCAGCAUUUCAUGCAGUUUGCAACAGAUCACUCAGAUCACUUCCCGGUGAAGAAUGGAACCUAAGCCGAGUAGUCCGGGCCUACGACGAAGAUGAUGAGGACAUUUGGUCUGAUCUUGAGAGCCAAGAUGAUUUCUUCAUGCAUCAUAAUCAUACCAAGAUUGGCAUAAUGCCUGCUGCUCCGCCUGAGCAUGGGCACCCUAAGUCUACAAGACACGAGGACUCGGUUAUUUGGAAGCGAGUCCCAAUUUCACGUGAUUCUAAGGUUCGUGACUGGGUUCAAUUUUGUCGAUACGGUGGCCAAGAGGUCAAGGAUCACCAGUCGACCUCAGACGAGGACGUCUAUUGCCCGAACUGUGGAGAAAUGCAUCCAGCCUCGGUGUUGAGCGAUUCGGAUGAGGAUUGA